AUAAAAAAUCUUAUUUGUUUGAUUUUAUCAGUCACACAUUACCUAGGAACUGCGAAUAUAAAAAUAAUUAAAAGCUACUGAUUUCAUAUUUAUUUAUUCCUCAAAAAGAAUCUCUCUCUCUAUAAAUCACUAUAAAUCACACACACAAAAUGCGUGUGUAUCGUAUGGAAGUUUCAUAGAUGCAUACGUACAUCACUUGUCAGUCGACAUCCAUCCCCCAUAGCCUCUCCCGCUACUUCUCUGAAUACAGACUGACACAUACACCCACACAGUAGAGCGUAUUCCGAUACCGACAUGGGCAGCGCCGAUGGACCUUGUGGAUCCGUGGAGGAGUUCCUCAGCCGGUGUCAGCCGUCCGGCGACGCGGCCUACACUGCCCUCCGAUCACUCCUCGAACGCCUUGAGGACCCGAGUACCCGGGCCGGUGCCCGGAUCUUCCUGUCGGAGCUCCACAAGCGAUUCGGCUCCAAGGAAGCCUCGGAGAGCUGUCUCCGGACCUACCAUUUCCAAAUUCAGGACAUCUAUCUCCAACCACACGAAGAAGGUCCAUUCUCAUUUUCUCCUGUUACAGAUUUCCAGAAGAGGAAGAAACUUACGAUGAUGGUAAUACCCAGUAUCUUUAUGCCAGAGGACUGGUCUUUCACCUUUUAUGAAGGACUUAACAGACAUCCGGAUUCAAUUUUCAAAGACAAGUCUGUAGCCGAACUUGGUUGCGGCAAUGGAUGGAUAUCCAUUGCGAUUGCAGAGAAGUGGUCCCCCUCAAAGGUAUAUGGUCUCGACAUAAAUCCAAGGGCAAUAAAGAUUUCUUGGAUAAAUCUAUAUUUGAAUGCUUUGGAUGAAAAUGGCCGACCAAUUUAUGAUGGAGAGAAGAAAACUUUACUUGAUAGAGUUGAGUUUCAUGAAUCUGAUUUGCUGUCUUACUGCAGAGACAACCAGAUUGAACUUGAGCGAAUUGUUGGAUGCAUACCACAGAUUCUUAAUCCUAAUCCAGAUGCAAUGUCUAAAAUCAUUACAGAAAAUGCCAGCGAAGAAUUCUUACAUUCUCUAAGCAAUUAUUGUGCCCUCCAGGGCUUUGUCGAAGACCAGUUUGGUUUGGGACUGAUUGCAAGGGCUGUUGAAGAAGGUAUAUCUGUAAUAAAACCUCAUGGGAUCAUGAUUUUUAAUAUGGGAGGCCGUCCAGGACAAGCCGUAUGCGAGCGUUUAUUUGAGCGCCGUGGUCUGCGUUUUAAUAGGCUUUGGCGGACUAAAAUUCUUCAGGCUGCUGACACAGAUAUCUCAGCACUAGUUGAGAUUGAAAAGAAUAGUCGACAUCGUUUUGAAUUCUUCAUGGGGCUUGUUGGAGACCAACCAAUUUGUGCCCGAACAGCGUGGGCGUAUGCCAAAGCCGGCGGGCGUAUAUCUCAUGCUUUAUCAGUAUACAGCUGUCAACUUCGUCAACCUUGUCAGGUGAAGAAGAUUUUUGAGUUUCUCAAAAAUGGAUUUGAUGAUAUCAGCAGCUCGUUGGACUUGUCUUUCGAAGAUGACUCAGUUGCCGAUGAGAAAAUUCCAUUCCUAGCUUAUCUUGCCAACGUUCUAAAAGAAAUUUCAUUUUUCCCAUAUGAACCACCUGCUGGAAGCAGAAAGUUCCGUAGUCUCAUCUCUGGCUUUAUGAAAAUAUACCAUCACGUUCCACUUACUGCAGAUAAUGUUGUUGUGUUUCCUUCAAGGAGUGUGGCUAUUGAAAGCACUUUACGCGUGUUGUCCCCACGCCUCGCCAUUGUAGAUGAACAACUGUCUCGACAUUUACCAAGGCAAUGGUUGACAUCCCUAAAUAUUGAGGUAUGGUGAUUAUGAAA
This is a messenger RNA of Striga asiatica, 1835 nucleotides long. NCBI's taxonomy places the organism in Eukaryota, Viridiplantae, Streptophyta, Magnoliopsida, Lamiales, Orobanchaceae. The record is from the annotation of a GenBank genome assembly.